CUUUCCCUUCCCCCGUUCUUCGCCCCGUUGUGUCGAUAGAUCCGAGGUUCUAGGUCGUUCCCUUCCCCCGUUCGUCGCCCCGUUGUGCCGAUAGAUCCGAGGUUCUAGGUCGUUCCCUUCCCCGUUCGUAGCCCCGUUGUGCCGAUAGAUCCGAGGUUCUAGGUCGUUCCCUUCCCCGUUCGUAGCCCCGUUGUGUCGAUAGAUCCGAGGUUCUAGGUCGUUCCCUUCCCCGUUCGUCGCCCCGUGGUGUCGAUAGAUCCGAGGUUAUAGGUCUUUCCAUUACCCCGUUCGUCGCCCUGACCUAACUUCCAUGUGUCUGCUGGUCUGUUCGUCCGUUCAGGACAACCAGGGCGAAAUGAUUGUUGAGAUCUGUUAGUUAGAGUUCCUGUUUAGCUUCUGUGAUUUUUUGUAUGAGACCUGCAAUUUGUUCUCAGCAUCAUCGUUAGACAGAUCGUCAUGUUGAACUCCUCUGAAGAUAUUGCAUCCUUUUCGUUUUGUCAAAUCGUCUGAUUGAUUUCAUUGGUCUGGGAUCUAGUUCUGGCAGGUAUGUCCAGGAGGAAGCAGCUGAGGCGGGGGGAUAGGCAGUUGCCUACUGACAGGCCAGCCCAUACCCGGAGGACAAGGCCAGUGGACAUCAGAGAGGUCACUGCAGACGCAAUUGUCAUGGCAGCAGAAGUCUCUUUUGAUGAGGUCAUGCCUAACGCCAGGACUGAACGGCAGCUGCGCAGGCGCCGCCGCAUUCAGAAGAGUGGCCACUAUGGUGACGCUGUUAUCAUUUACCCACUUACUGAGAUAGAAACAGAGUUUCUCAGUGGAAUCGAAGCCGUGCAAGAUCAGGAAGAAGUCUGAAGUUUUAAUUCUCCAAAUAUGAGUUCGAAGGUUAAGUUCCUAUCUUUUUCGUCAUGAAAGCUGCUAAAUCUCAAGUCUACGCCAGUUUAUAUGCCUCUUAAUUUUCAAAUGGCUGUUUUGUCCUAUGUUAUAACUUAAUGAAUCUCAAGUCUACGCCAGUAUAUGCCACUAUGCCAUUUAUGAUGUAAUGUUAAUGACUGCUUGACUAUGUGAUAAUAUGCUCUGAUAUUGUCGGGUUUAAAAGUCAAAAAAUGCUUAUUUCCCUUUGA
Aegilops tauschii subsp. strangulata is the source of this 1118-nucleotide messenger RNA. RefSeq lists its product as uncharacterized. The record is from RefSeq and is a predicted model, not a curated record. NCBI's taxonomy places the organism in Eukaryota, Viridiplantae, Streptophyta, Magnoliopsida, Poales, Poaceae.